GAAUUGUACGGAUCUGCACCCACAUUCAAAUUUUCCAUGACCCAACCUCCUGUCAGUGUAAGGCUAACACUUCCGGCAAAGCAGAAUUUUAUUGGUGGAUCAGGACUUGUGCAAGUGCUACAGGCUCAGCCAUGUUCAGACGCUCAAGCGGUCAUUCAACAAAGGUCGCAAAACCUGAAACCCUUGACCACUAUUCGCCCGUUUGUCACAACAGUUCCUGGCAUGGCAAUCAAUACUAACACGGCCGUGCAAUAUGUAAGAAAGCCUGCAGAAAUAUCUGGUAUGUCUGCUUUUAUGUUAUAUGUUAAAAUCGUUGUGUGCUACCGGGUUCUCAGCAGUAGGCUGCGGAAAUUUUGCUAUUAGUCAUACGCGAUUUAUUCAUGAGCAACAGGUUCAGUUUUUGUUAUUGAGACAAGCAGUUGUAAAAUGCAGUGUAUACAAGUUGUAAGAUAAGCUAGUGUUCGGAUUGAUAUACGUAGUUUUUGUUACCAAUGAUGCUACAGUGGAAACGUUACUCCUCCUCUAGCAGCAGUUUUUCCGGAGUUCAUUGGUAACAUCAUUCCAGAUAUUUUAUGUUUCUAUCGUGAUGUCAUUUAAGCGAGUUGCUGGUCGAAUGGAUUCUUAUUUGAAAUCAACUUAUUAAAAAGAUCUUUGAAUUCAAUAACUUUCUAGAGACAUCAAGUCCUGUUUCGAGAGGUUAGUUAUAUUCUGUGACCAGUCUGUUUAAAGCCUACUAUGUGCCCUUUGCACAGUAGUCGCAGUAGUGGUGACAAAAAUAGUGGUUCUGUAGAAUUUACCUAAGAAACGUAAACCCACCUUAGUCUCGGACAAUAUACUGUUAAGUAAAACGUGUAGAUAUUCCUACAUGUAGGAUUCAUUUGCCAUUUCGCGAGAUAACAAACUUUGUAAUGCGUCACCAACGUCAUAUUAAUUAGGCAGUUGUCUGGAUAACAAAUAUUUUGAAUUAUAAGCUGAGGGAAUUUUAACGGGUGAAUUAAAUGUUUAGGUUUAAUUCUGUCAUGGAUAUUAAUUCAACACUAAAUUCGUCAACAAACCGAUUUGUUUACCCAGCGAGUUAUUUAAGCCAUCAGUUUUGGUUCCCAUAUGAAUAUUCUGGUGGUGUUUGUCUAUGCAAAGUAAGCGUGCGAGGGUCUUGAUCAAAUUGAAGUUAAUAUCGCUGUUCCAAUGACGACCACAGAUGUCUCAUUGCAUUCGUCGUAAACAUACAUUAGUAAGCAUUAAUAAUAAUAAUUGUCAGUGAUAUUAUAGGUACUCUCUAAUUGCUAGAACAGUGGAUUGAAGUAUUUGACCACUGUCAGCUCACUGAAAUGUAAUUGGGGAAUUCAAGACACAUCAUCCGUGGUUUCUGUCUAAACGAAACCAUGCAUCUGUUGUUCAACUAGGAUCAUGGUGUGAAUUAUGUUUGCAAUUUAAUAAUCUUGAUUCGAAUGUUUCAUCGUUAUUACUUGGCUUUUUAGUUCUGGGUGCAACAGGUACAUUUGUCGCUACGCCAAUGAACCAAACGUUUACUCCAUUUGUAAACCCGAUUAUGAAUUUGAACCCUAGCUUAAUUUCUUCCAUUCCGGGUGGUCCCGCAGGGGGUCCUGGACAAGUGAGUGGCCUAGGCGCCACAGGUGGAGUUCUCUCAAGCUUAGCAAAUUCACGCAAACCUUGUAAUUGCACAAAGUCACAUUGUCUAAAACUCUAUUGCGAAUGCUUUGCACAGGGACAGCUUUGUCAAAAUUGUAACUGCAAUAACUGUAUGAAUAAUCUAGCCUAUGAAGAGGAGCGCGGGAGGGCUAUUAAGAUGACUUUAGAACGUAAUCCUACAGCAUUUCAUCCAAAAAUUGGUCGUGGAGAAGGUGAAAGGAAGCACACUAAAGGUUGUAAUUGCAAGCGUUCAGGAUGUUUGAAAAACUAUUGUGAGUGUUAUGAAGCGAAGAUAAGCUGCUCUGAUCUAUGUCGUUGUCAAGGCUGCCGCAAUACAGAGGAUAGCGUAGAAAGGCGCUCACUCAUGCGCUUGGCUGCAAUGGGAGCUUUAAGAUCAAGACAACCAUCUUCUUUCAAAAAACAUUUGGUGAAACCCCCUUCCGAAACCCUACCGCAUGUGUUCUUCACCUGGGAAGUAAUCGAGGCAACUGCUAGUUGUUUAUUGGCGCAAGCUGAUGAAGCAGAACGUCGUGACUUACCUCCAGCAGCACAAGAACGAAUACUUCUGGAAGAAUUUGGACGCACACUGGAACGCGUAAUUGAGGCAGCUAGUAAGGCGCAAAUACGAUCGUCCAGUGCCAUCCAUACGUCUGCUUCAAUUGACGAUAAUGAUCAAGGGCUAAUACAUAGUGGUGGAUCAACUGGUCCAGGCAGUCUAGGUGGGAAAGGCAGUGGAGCGGUUGGAGUGGCAGCAGCAGCUGCCGCGGCCGCAGAUGUCCUACGGGACGAUGAGGAUGACGAAGAUGAGAUGAUGCAUGAUAUUGAUGUAGAAGAGGAAGAUGAUCCUGACGAAAUGGACGACGAAAUGUAUGGUAUUGUUGGUGGGUCGACGAUCUCACGUCAUGGACACUCUCGCUCUCAUUUAGGGCGCCGCCAUAUGCCAAGCAGUCACCGGUCUACACAUUUGGUUCCUGAGCUAGAUGAUGACAUAAUGAGCGAUGAAGAUCCUGUCGAAAGAGCCCAUGCUGUAUCAUCUAGUAAUAGACAAGGAAUAAUGCCGCAUAGGUAUCAGGAAAUGCAUUCGCGUCGAACAUCGCAAACUGUUGAAGACCGAUAUAUUCAUUCACGUCGAAAUAUGAGCAGUCGUAGUUAUCGUCAUCAUGACCCGGACUCGAUGGUAUAAUUGAUGGUUUAACUUACUUUCUGUAUGACAUCGCCCAUACAUUUGUAAAGUAAUCAAACAUUUUGUAUACACACCCUACACAGAAUUAUCAUUCAAUUAGUGUUUCCUCUUACAAUUUAUGAGUCAACUACUAUGUUAAGCAUCGUGUAUUUUUGAAUCUGUAUAAUACAUUAUAUUUUACACAA
Molecule: messenger RNA, 3018 nt
Organism: Schistosoma curassoni
Lineage: Eukaryota; Metazoa; Platyhelminthes; Trematoda; Strigeidida; Schistosomatidae
Source: the annotation of a GenBank genome assembly